Messenger RNA from Hordeum vulgare subsp. vulgare (domesticated barley), 1937 nucleotides. Its product is annotated as beta-fructofuranosidase, insoluble isoenzyme 3-like. The record is from RefSeq and is a predicted model, not a curated record. Lineage: Eukaryota; Viridiplantae; Streptophyta; Magnoliopsida; Poales; Poaceae. Gene Ontology annotation, biological process: carbohydrate metabolic process. The transcript is spliced from 7 exons. Gene Ontology annotation, molecular function: hydrolase activity, hydrolyzing O-glycosyl compounds. Bases 1 to 1740 code for a protein of 579 amino acids.
AUGGCGGCGGCGCCAUUGAUCGUGUCUCUGUUGUGCUGCGCGGCUCUGGCGGUGCACGCGUCGCACGUCGUGUACCCGGAGCUCCAGUCCUUGGAGGCCAAGGAGGUCGGCCAGGAGCUACGCACCGGGUACCACUUCCAGCCCCCAAAGCAUUGGAUCAAUGGGCCGAUGUACUAUAAGGGGCUGUACCAUCUCUUCUACCAGUACAACCCCAAGGGCGCCGUGUGGGGGAACAUCAUCUGGGCGCACUCGGUGUCGACGGACCUCAUCGACUGGGUGGCGUUGGAGCCCGGGAUCUACCCGUCCAAGCCGUUCGACAUCAACGGUUGCUGGUCCGGCUCCGCCACCAUUCUGCCCAAUGGUGUCCCGGUCAUCAUGUACACAGGCAUCGACCCCAACGAACGCCAGGUGCAGAACGUUGCGUAUCCGGCCAACCUCUCCGACCCCUUCCUCCGCAAGUGGGUCAAGCCUGACUAUAACCCCAUCAUCAACCCCGACCGUGGCAUCAACGCCAGCGCCUUCCGUGAUCCCACCACCGCUUGGUACGGGCCGGACGGACACUGGAGGCUCGUGGUGGGCAGCAAGGAGAACAUGAGGGGGAUCGCCGUGUUGUACCGGAGCCGGGACUUUAGGAGGUGGAUCAGGGCACACCACUCGCUGCACGCUGGGUUCACGGGGAUGUGGGAGUGCCCAGACUUCUUCCCCGUGGCGGUGGCCGGCGGCCGCCGUCACCAUCAGAGCGGUGUGGACACCGCAGAGCUGCGUGACAGCACUGUCGCCGCGGAGGUAAAAUAUGUGCUCAAGGUGAGCCUGGACGCAACGCGCUACGAGUACUACACCAUUGGCUGGUACGACCACAGCAAGGACAGGUACACCCCCGACCUUGCCUUCCCAGACAAUGACUACGGUCUCCGCUAUGAUUACGGCGACUUCUACGCAUCGAAGUCGUUCUAUGACCCGGUGAAGAAGCGCCGGGUUCUCUGGGGCUGGGCCAACGAAUCCGACACUGUUCCCGACGACCGCCAGAAGGGUUGGGCCGGCAUCCAGGCGAUACCUAGGAAGAUCUUCCUGUCGCGGGGCGGGAGGCAGCUAAUACAGUGGCCGGUAGAGGAGAUCAAGUCAUUGCGUGCCAAGCACGUCAAUGUGAGCGACAAGGCCGUCAAGGGCGGCGAGUACUUCAAGGUCGGCGGCUUCAAAUCCGUGCAGUCGGACGUGGAGGCGGCGUUCAUGAUCAAGAACCUUGAGAAGGCGGAGAAGUUCGACAUGGCGUGGCGGACAGACGCGCAGGGGCUGUGCAAGAAGCUCAACUCACAUGUUAAGGGCGGCGUUGGGCCAUUUGGGCUCUGGUUGCUUGCCUCUGACGACCUCAAGGAGAGGACAGCUGUUUUCUUCAGAGUGUUCAAGAAGAACGACACCAGCUAUGUCGUCCUCAUGUGCAACGACCCUACAAGGUCGUCAUUCGAGUCGCAGAUCUACAGGCCGACCUUCGCCGGCUUCGUCAACAUCGACAUAGCCAAGACCAAGAAGAUCGCCCUCAGGACAUUGAUCGACCACUCUGUCGUGGAAAGUUUUGGUGCCGGCGGCAAGACGUGCAUCCUGACGAGGGUCUACCCGAAGAAGGCCGUCGGGGACAACGCGCACCUCUUCGUCUUCAACAACGGAGAGUCGGACAUCAAGCUUACCAACCUGCGUGCAUGGGAGAUGAAGACCCCCACGAUGAACAAGCGUCUGGGGCAGUAGCAACAGCCCGGCCCGAUCGAUAGAGGAUUCAGAGUAGCCUAGACUAGCCAUAGCUAGCUAGCUUGUUGAUUUAGUUGAGAUUAAUUAGGAGAGGUCCAGGUUUAGUGAUGAGUUGUUAGAAAGGACCGGAAACGGUCCGUUUUGUUUCAGAACCUUUUCCAAAUGGCAGGAGGCCUUGAAAAGCCAGCAUUUUUUGU